This is a messenger RNA of Pelodiscus sinensis (Chinese soft-shelled turtle), 2268 nucleotides long. It is a transcript of the gene MTMR6, whose product is annotated as myotubularin related protein 6. Gene Ontology annotation, molecular function: phosphatidylinositol-3,5-bisphosphate phosphatase activity; phosphatidylinositol-3-phosphate phosphatase activity. Gene Ontology annotation, cellular component: nuclear envelope; cytoplasm. NCBI's taxonomy places the organism in Eukaryota, Metazoa, Chordata, Testudines, Trionychidae. The record is from RefSeq and is a predicted model, not a curated record. Gene Ontology annotation, biological process: phosphatidylinositol dephosphorylation.
UGGCCUCUUCCCAGGCACUUCCGGGACGCUCCCUCGCCGGCUCUCCCUUCCAGGAAGUGUCUCUAGGUGACAGCGGCUGCGGGGCGCGAGACUGGGCGCAGCGGCAGGUGCGAGCAUGGAGCACAUCCGCACCACCAAGGUAGAGCAGGUGAAAUUAAUAGACCGUUUCAGCACCAACAAUAAAUCACUAACAGGAACUCUGUACCUUACAGCAACUCAUCUGUUAUUUAUAGACUCUAGCCAGAAGGAGACAUGGAUACUACAUCAUCACAUUGCUGCAGUGGAGAAACUUGCCUUGACUACAUCAGGCUGCCCUCUUGUGAUCCAGUGCAAGAACUUCAGGGUAGUUCACUUUAUUGUUCCUAGAGAAAGGGAUUGCCAUGACGUUUAUAACUCUUUGCUGCAGCUGUCAAAAGCAGCAAGCUAUGAUGAACUGUAUGCCUUCUCUUACAAUCCAAAACAAAAGGAGUCUGAGCGGCUGGAAGGCUGGCAGCUUAUUGACCUAACAGAGGAAUACAAGCGGAUGGGAGUGCCAAACUCUAACUGGCAGUUGUCCAAUGCUAAUCGUGAUUAUGAGAUUUGUGAAACCUAUCCCAGAGAACUUUAUGUCCCCAGAACUGCAAGCAAGCCCAUAAUUGUUGGUAGUUCCAAAUUUAGAAGCAAAGGAAGAUUCCCAGUUCUAUCAUAUUAUCAUAGAGAUAAAGAGGCAGCCAUUUGCAGAUGCAGUCAACCUCUCUCAGGCUUCAGUGCCAGGUGCCUGGAGGACGAAAAUAUGUUGCAUGCAAUUAGUAUAGCCAAUCCUGCUCGUCACUACAUGUAUGUUAUGGAUACCCGACCUAAGCUUAAUGCAAUGGCAAACAGAGCAGCAGGUAAAGGCUAUGAAAAUGAAGACAACUAUGCUAACAUUAGAUUCCAGUUUGUUGGGAUUGAAAACAUUCACGUAAUGAGAUCCAGUCUGCAGAAACUUUUAGAAGUCAGCGGUACAAAAGCUUUGUCUGUCAACAGCUUCUUAUCUGGUUUGGAGAAUUCUGGCUGGCUGCGUCAUAUCAAAGCUAUGUUGGACGCUGCUAUCUUCUUAGCCAAAGCAAUAGCAAUUGAAAAUGCAACUGUGCUAGUUCAUUGCUCUGAUGGCUGGGACAGGACUUCCCAAGUUUGUUCCCUUGGUGCUCUUCUGUUGGAUUCAUAUUAUAGAACAAUCAAAGGCUUCAUGGUCUUGAUAGAGAAGGACUGGAUCUCUUUUGGACACAAAUUUUCUGACAGAUGUGGUCAAUUGGAUGGUGAUCCAAAAGAAAUCUCUCCAGUGUUCACUCAGUUUUUAGAAGGUGUGUGGCAUCUCACAGAGCAGUUUCCACAAGCUUUUGAAUACAAUGAAGCUUUUCUCCUUCAGAUCCAUGAACACGUCCAUUCAUGCCAAUUUGGAAACUUUCUUGGAAACUGCCAAAAAGAGAGAGAAGAACUAAAAUUGAAAGAGAGAACUUAUUCCUUAUGGCCAUUCCUUCUGGAUGAACUAAAGAAGUAUCUAAAUCCUCUAUACAAACCAGAUUUUUCUCAGAAACUUGUCCUCUUGGAGCCUAACACAGUGUCCUUCAAUUUUAAAUUUUGGAGAAAUAUGUACCAUCAAUUUGACCGAACUAUGCAUCCCAGGCAAUCUGUAUCUAAUCUCAUUAUGACCAUGAGUGAACAAAAUAAGCAACUGGAGAAAGACUUCAAAGAACUGGAAGCUAAAGCGAAACAAAGAAACAGGCAAACGGAAGAACUCCUCACUAAAGAACUAUUGCAGUCUGUCCAUCCUACUUCACCAAUGCUUAAAACUUCUCCGUGUUUUAAGAAGCAGCAGCCUCUGUUACCUCUGAAUGACUCCAUUCGAACUAUAGAGGGCAGCAACACAGCAGACAAUCGCUACAGUGAAUACAUGGAGGAGUUGUCAAAAACUGAGCCUGCUGUUGUCAGCUUGGAAUAUGGAGUGGCACGGAUGACCUGUUAGUGAAACAUUGAACAGUGCUUCUUUUUUUAGACUGGCCGAUUAUUGUGAGGAUGGUCUAUUGCUGCAUGACCAAAAUCUGAUUUUUGUAUAGUGGUGAGCUUUGUUACUGUAGAAUAGAACAGCAUGCUAAUUGUUAGGGAAAGUGUUUGCUGUUCUCUUGAAAAAAAUUGAAUUUUGCUGUAUUGAAGAAAAAAAAUGGGGCAUUCACUGAUCCUUAGAGAUUUAACCAAUUAAGGAGUUGUUUUGGAUUUAACAAGUCAUAGUUUGCACUAGAGUGAAUAAAA